CAGAAGCACGAGAGUCAGCCCAUAAGACCGGAGUUGCCGGACCGCGCCGCUAACAUAGUAAAUGUCCGAAUAAAAUACACACUUGGAAAAAGAGAGAAAAAUUAGGGCCACUGGGAAGGCUGAAGUGUGCAAACUUGGCAAUCAAAACGAAUCGACAGCGAAAGCGAUCGCUAGCAAUCCGCGCACGGAAAACCGGAGACUCGGCGACUCAGCAGGACGACAGAGCGAUAGCGAUCCCGAAGGCAGGACAAAUGGCGGAGAACGGACUGCGUGUGCCAGGGUCAUCCGCGGUGGCCUCCUCGGUGGCUUCCACGGCGGCAGGAGCCGGGCAGGGAUCAGGAUCCGCUGCAGUGGCCGGAGCCGGAGUGGUGGCCACCGGCAGCAGCGGGGGGACGAGCAACGGGGAGCACGAGAACGAACACAACGCCAAUGCGGACAGCGAGAAGGCCCAGCCGGCGCCGGCGGUCCAGAAGUACAUGCAGGAGCUCAUGACGGAGAGGUCGCGCAUGGAGAACCACUUCCCCCUGGCGCUGAAGCUGAUCGACGAAGCUUUGGAGCGUGUGCAGCUGAACGGACGCAUCCCGACGAGAGACCAGUACGCCGACGUCUACCAGCAGCGCACCAUCAAGCUCUCCCAGAAGGUGCACGUGCCCAUCAAGGACAAGAAGUUCAACUAUGUGGGCAAGCUUCUGGGCCCCAAGGGCAACUCGCUGCGCCGCCUGCAGGAGGAAACGCAGUGCAAGAUCGUCAUACUUGGCCGCUUCUCAAUGAAGGAUAGAGCCCGCGAGGAGGAGCUGCGCAACUCCGCGGACGCGAAAUACGCCCACCUGAAUCUUCCGCUGCACGUCGAGGUGUCCACCAUAGCUCCGCCCGCCGAGGCGUACGCCCGUGUGGCCUACGCCCUGGCCGAGAUUCGGCGAUAUCUUACGCCGGACAAACACGAUGACAUCCGCCAGGAGCAGUACCGCGAGCUCAUGGAGGAUCCGGAGGCGGCCAAGAAGCUCACGCUUCGCCAGCUGCAGCAGCAGUCGAAUGCAGCGGCCAGUGGAGGUGGUGGAGGAGGUGGCGGCGGCGGCGGUGGUGGUGGUGGAGGGGGAAACGGAAAUGGCGGAGCAGCUGGAUCCGGCAGCAACAAUGGCAACGGCAACCAGCGCUCCGGCGGCAACUACAGACAAAAGUUUCAGCAACAAUCACACUAUCGCCACAACGAGGAGACUGUCUACUUUCGCUCACACAACAAUGCGUACCACCAGCCAAAACCCUAUGUGCCAGCCGCCCAGCGGGGCAAUGCCAUGCACACCGCCCUGCCACCGCAGGCGAUUGUGCGAGCCUCACCACCCGGAAUGGUCGUCAGUGCGGCCAGCUUCAAUGGUCGGAAUGCCGGGCUGGGCAAUGCCGGCGGCGGCGGGAUCAUGGCCAAUAGCAUCGUGGCCACCACUGGCGGUGGCAUCGGCGGCGCUGUGCCACCCAAUAUGCGCUACCGUCCCGCUGCCCCCUAUCAGUUUGUCAAGAAAUAAUACAGAUGGGAGGAUGCACCGCCCGCUGCCGUUCGCUGUUUGUUCAACUAUCCCUCACCGUCAUUGAUGCUUUAUCCGGAAGUAUUCACACCCAUCUGUCAUGCCCAUCCAAACACCAACACCCACACACAGCUCCAAAGGUAGAUGUAGUAACUAUGAGAACAUUGGAAACUUGUCAUGCAUUGAUUUCACCAGGAUUUCGGCAGGGUGGAAACCAAAACGAAACGAAUGAGUAAAUGUAUGUUUAAGAAAACUAGCCUAAGUAGACGAAUGCUCCGAGGAACAGACGAACACCUCAAUCACCCAACCAAAACCAACUAACCGACCAGAGAAACACCCACCACCCCACACGCACGCAAGCACUCCUCGAGGAUUGGGUUUGAAGGAUCUGAGACUUUGGAAUCCGUGUGUUGGGCCCUGCGAGCAUUUGGAAAUGAAAGAUCGAAGAAGAAAGGAGGAGGAGGAGAAGAACGCCUCGAUAUUGGAUCGGGCCGAAACGAAUGGAUGUAUUCAAGGAUGAUCCCGGUCGAGCCAGAUGUCCUUGUUUUGUUUUGUCAUAUAUAAUUUACAAUCUUAUUUUAUCACUGACGCAUGCGAAGAUUUCAUCAAUUUUUAAUUUAUAUCAAUGAAUAUAUAUAUCUCCUUUAUGUUAACUCUCAUACGUAUCCUCCCCGCAGUCGCUUAAUCCUAUUGCUUCUCCCACUCUGCGAUUAAGUUUAUCCUAUUUUUGUUUAAUGCAUUUUGUAUUAUGUUGACGUUUAGAAGAGGAGGCUUUUUAUUUUUAUUUGUUACGUCGCCAGGACAGAAAAACCAACUGCAAACGAUCAUGAAUAAUAUAUAACAAGUAUAUAGAAGCGGUAUGAUUUAUUACACAUAGUGCAUAUGCAACACCACACGAUCACUCGCGCCUACGUAUAUUCAAAGCAUCAGCAUAUUCACGUAAAACCUUAAAAGUUUAAACCAAAUGAACAUUAGAACGCAAACGAGAAUCUACAACAUAGAUCGGCGCUGAAGAGCGAUUACGCCUACGAUAAUGCAAACCACAUCCGAUCAGAGAAAAAUAUGCGAACACAUACAUACAUACAUAAUUGUUAUUGUUGUUAAAAGCAACUAAAAUUGUAAUAGAAAUUAUGCAAAUAUACAUACGAAUAUGACGACAAAUGUUAAUUGCAGCCUAGUUAUUAUUUUGUUCAUUCACCCACACACACCGGAACGAAACCUAAGAUAUAGUAUAUAUCGUA
This is a messenger RNA of Drosophila suzukii, 2758 nucleotides long. It is a transcript of the gene qkr58E-2, whose product is annotated as quaking related 58E-2. Gene Ontology annotation, molecular function: mRNA binding. Gene Ontology annotation, biological process: regulation of alternative mRNA splicing, via spliceosome. The record is from RefSeq and is a predicted model, not a curated record. NCBI's taxonomy places the organism in Eukaryota, Metazoa, Arthropoda, Insecta, Diptera, Drosophilidae. Gene Ontology annotation, cellular component: nucleus.